This is a messenger RNA of Prorocentrum cordatum, 2753 nucleotides long. The record is from the annotation of a GenBank genome assembly. Lineage: Eukaryota; Dinophyceae; Prorocentrales; Prorocentraceae.
UUGGCUCAAGCCGUUCCGACCCCGGGGUGGUCCGUCCCGUCGCAUCCUGGGCGAGUUGGCUCGGCAGCAGUUGAGCGAGCGCGGGGUAGAAGUCUCGGUUGGGCGCGGCGGGCGCUCUCGGCGGCGGCCUGGCACGGCCCCUUGAUGCCAUGGGGUGCGCGGCGAACGUCCCUGCCACCGCGCCCGAGCACGAGAAGGUGGCCUGCCAAGACUCGGCGGUGGCCUGCCAAGACCGUGCCACACCCGGUCAAGAGCAUCUCGUCACCCACAGGGAGUGCCCCAGCUUCCACCAGCGCUAUCUGCUGGGGGAGAUGAUCGGGGAGGGCUGCUGCGCGUGCGUCUACAGCUGCAGGAGAGCUGACGGCGGACCCGAGGGCGAGUUCGCCGUGAAGGUCACGGACUUGGGCAGAUUCAAGACAAACCAGCAUGCCGCCUCGGACUGCUACUCGAGGGCACAGCGGGAAGCCUCCCUGCUCAAGGCGAUGGGGAGCCAGGAGCACUGCUGCAGGCUCGUCGACUGCAUCGUCGACCAGCGCUUCCACUACCUGGUCAUUGGGAACUGCAGCAUGACGCUGCUCCAGGCUCUGAAGAGCGUGCCUGAGCUCACGGAGCGGAAUAUGGCGGCGCUGGUGCAGCAGAUGUUCAUCGCCGUGUCCGAGGUGCACGCCCUCAAGAUAUUGCACCGGGACCUAAAGCCAGACAGCUUCCUCGUGGGCCAGGACGACACCGUGAAGCUGUGCAACUUCGGAUUUGCGCGGAGGUUCCCCGCUGGCCCUGCGUGCGUCAGGGGGGUGUUCGGGACGGCGCCCUUCAUGUCGCCAGAGAUGAUCACCGGGCUCGAGUACGCGGACCCCACGGACGUCUGGUCUCUCGGCGCCACGCUCUACGUCCUGCUCUGCGGCGAGUUCCCCUAUGGCGGCCCUGGGGGGUGCGGCCCCCGGCAGAUGAAGGUGGCGAUUGCCCGCGGCGUGCCCGGCCCGCGCUUCGCCCCCGCCGUGGCCGGCGCCCAGCUGUCCCCCGCAGCGGUCGCGCUCCUGCGGGCGCUGCUCCACCGGGACCCCGACGUGCGGCCGAGCGCGGCGGAGGCGCUCGGCUACCGCUGGUUCGGCGCGGCCGCGGAGCUGGCGCCGGGCAGUCCGCUGCCCUCCGUCGGGGAUGUCUUGCAGGCCGCCGAGCGCGCGGGCGCCUUCGAGCGCGGGGGCGGCACCCGCGGGGCCAGCGCGCCCCCGGCGCGCUCCAUGGACAGGGUGCUGCAAGAGCUGCAGAGGGAGCACCAGAGGCAGGGGGUGCGCGGCUCGGGGAGCAGCCGGGACGACGAGGGCGGCCGCGAGUGGUGCCCGGAGCGUCCGGGAGAGAGGGCGCCCUCGGGUUCCCCGCAGCGUUUGGGGGACAAAAGGUGCCCUUGCGCGCGGGGUCUUCGAGCUCGGGAGGGCCAUCGCGUCGGCAUGAUGCUCACCCUGUGACUCCGGCCUCUUGUGCUGAUGCAUGUGUGCUUGAAGAAGUUGGCAUGGCGGUAUUUUUUGAACGGCGCUCCUUGUUCGCACUCUUGGCCAGAAGGGUGGUGGAGGGACGGUGCGUGCAGUUCUGCCACACCGAGCGUCGCAGUCACAAGUGUCGGCGGCGCUGGUGCUGUAGCAAUUCAGGGAGUGUAGGAUUCGUCGAGGUUCCUUGCUGCGAGUGCCACCACGAACGGGAGUCCUGUACGUGGUAGAGCUCGCGGAACGUCCUGGUCGUUCCGCGAAGGUGUGGAUGUUCAGGAUUUUUGCACCAUGCUCCCAAUUCAUCCCAACGCGUUUUUUCCUAACCAGUCUUGGCCUAAACACGUUAAUACGUACCUUGUAUCGCUUGAUCGCGCCAGGCCUCCGCUGGCUCAGUCUGGCGUCUGCGAGUUCGUGGGCUUGGAAUCGGGCGCUUUCGAGUCCACCACUCAACCCUGCUUUCAGCACUCCAGACAUCCAGUUUGCACAAUUGUAAGCACGACUGCGCUCUGACCCAGCUAUCUCGACACGGUUGUCGAUUCGGCAGGCCAGCGAUGCAGCACGACAUCAAGUGUUCUUGCAGUUGCGGCAUUCCAGAGAGUGGCCCUCGUGGCAGUCUCACAAUUAGAACUACUUGAAUGCACGUCAGCUGCAAGGGUCAGCAUGUAGUCUGAUUCGAGUAGAUUGCAUUAGGGAGCUCGGCACUGCUCUGUGAUUGCACACACAGGUGUCCGAAACAUUGUUGCAGAAGCGUGUCCUUGCUCGUUUAAGUUACAAGAAAGAUUCGGUUGUUUGUCCCACUGCUCCUGUUGCUACCUCCAGCCGGGACUUUGUUGACUUCAGCCUGAGGCUCUGGCACACGCGACCGAUUGCAGCGGCCUCCCUUCCGUGAUGGGCAGCACGCCGAUCGACACCGCCGCGACCUAUGGCGACGCCCUUCGGCCGAGGCGCCUUUGCUAAGCCCUACUCUGCUCGUGGGUUACGGUCUCCUGGCGGGUACCCCCGCGAGCAAGAGCCAUUGGCGCAGGAUCCGUUCCACGAAGCGGGGUCCGCAGAGAGCGUAGUGUAGUGCUCUCUGCGGCUUUUGGUGCACCGCCACGACCGCCCGCGGCGGUAGCCUGCCGGUGCAGGCGCGGGGCGGCUUGUGCGGGGCCGCCGCGGGCAUUUCGCGAGCCCCCCGCGCUCAACGGAGCGCAGGGCCGUCGCCAAGCGCAAGACCUCCGUCCGCAGGUCUUGCAGGGCACGGGGCGGCACUUGCGCGCAGUUCGCGAGGAC